CGAAGGAUGUUGAGAGAAAAAGGAUGCUGCGACUGAUGUGAUGCGCGUGCGCAGUGCGCACAAAGCGUGUGUCUUGUCCUCUAUUCAGCCGGCUUCUAUCUAUUCACCCAGCUUCUAUUCAUCUUGGCAUUUAGGCAUAUUUAGGUACUGUAGUAGCUCGCUAACUACGUUCAUUCAGCAUCUCAGUAACAAACGGUUGUUACCAUGACGUCUCGUGUGGGCCCUCGAGCUGCAGGUACUGAUGGGAGUGACUUCAAACACAGAGAGAAGGUGGCCUCACACUACCAGAUGAGCGCCUCGCUAAAGUCUGAGAUCCGGAAACUCAACUUUGUCCACCUGCUGCUCUGGCUCCUGGUGGCGGCCCAGGUGAUCGUCAGCAAACUUGACCUGGUGCCAAGCGAUACAGUGGCUGAGCCCUACAGAUGGGAGUACCCCUACCUGAUCAGUCUCUUUCCACUGGUCACCGGCAGCCUGUCGCUGCCCAAGAACAACAUCAGCUACCUGGUGAUCUCCAUGAUCAGCUCAGGCCUGUUCUCCAUCGCUCCACUCUUCUACGGCUCCAUGGAGAUGCUCGGCGAGGCCCAGCAGCUGUACCGCCACGGCAAGGCUUACCGCUUCAUCUUUGGCUGGGCGGCGGUCACCGUCAUGUACCUGGUGAUGGUGGUGGCGGUGCAGGUGCACGCCUGGCAGAUCUACUACAGCAAGAAGCUGCUGGACGCCUGGUUUGACUCCACACAGGAGAAGAAGAAGAAGUGAUGAGGAUGUUUUGUGGGUUUUGAGGCUAGGGGAAAACUGUUUUUGUUUUUCUCUCUGUCUUUAGGAUGCAUAUAUUAGUAUAUUCUGUUAUUUAUUUAUUACCUCAUGCAAUCACUGGCUAUUAUGUCUUUCCAGAUGGUCUAUCCAACACACAUUUUCUGGCCAAAACAUGCAUACUCUCUCCAUUUCAAAGACACUCAGGUGUAUACAUUUUCUCUCAAAUACACAAACAAUUAGUGGCGCAGCGGUCUAAGGCACUGCAUCUCAGUGCUAGAGGUGUCACUACAGACCCAGCAUCGUUAGGGUUUGGCUGGGGUAGGCCGUCAUUGUAAAUAAGAAUUUGUUCUUAACCGACUUGCCUAGUUAAAUAAAAUAAAUGAAAAUAAAAGCAAUUCUCUACUUUGUUUAUCUGGCCUCAGAGAAUAAACGAUAGAGACUGCAGCUCCUUCUGAGACCACAAUAUUUACAGCUGUUGUGAAGCAUUUAGACGUAUGAACCAAGCCCUUGUGUGAGACUGCAGCAUGACGGAGGAUCUCUACUGACUCUUUGUCUUUUAACAGUGGAGGAAUGAGGGCUGGACUAGUUUGUUGUCACGGUUUCAGUAAAUUGACAUCCGGCGACUAGUCUGUCAAUAUUGAAAGCCCUGUAAAGGCAUGCGCACAAGUACUGUGUAAAGCUUGAGACUGAGAGACAUGGGAUGCUGUGUUUCAAAGGCAAAAAAAUGUAUGCAUCAUUGCGCUAAGUUGGCCUGACAGGUUAGUCUGUGUCUUGACAGCUAUCAAGGGGUCUUGAUUUGUCCCUGUAAUGUGCCCAAACUGUAGUGCUCAUCGGGGUUUUUGUCAAUACCAGUCAAUUCAUAUAGUAAACCAAAUAUAAAUUCCAAAUUAUCAUUGAUAAGCAUUGAAGAGAAUUGGAAUUUCAGUGUACUUCCUGAAUUGACUGGAUUUGAAAUUGAAUUGACCCCAACCCUGGUGCUCAUCAUUCAUAUAUCUCUUAAAUGUUCUGUAUGCUUGACCCUUUGCUCCCUCACUUUUUAUGAUUAUGUUUUUACCACCAAUAAAAAGGGAAAUUAAAUCCUUGUUGUCUUGA
Molecule: messenger RNA, 1845 nt
Organism: Oncorhynchus tshawytscha (Chinook salmon)
Lineage: Eukaryota; Metazoa; Chordata; Actinopteri; Salmoniformes; Salmonidae
Product: protein jagunal homolog 1-A
Exons: 3
Coding region: 205-756 (183 amino acids)
Biological process (GO): endoplasmic reticulum organization; vesicle-mediated transport; granulocyte colony-stimulating factor signaling pathway
Cellular component (GO): endoplasmic reticulum membrane
Source: RefSeq, a predicted model, not a curated record